Molecule: messenger RNA, 2160 nt
Organism: Peniophora sp. CBMAI 1063
Lineage: Eukaryota; Fungi; Basidiomycota; Agaricomycetes; Russulales; Peniophoraceae
Source: the annotation of a GenBank genome assembly
AUGUCCACGCCAACGCGACCGAUCACGGUCAGGAAGAGCUUCAACUCCAACUCGGGCGCGUCGGGAACGCCGCGGUCGUUCAACCCUGAGAGUUUCCGCGCCGCGUACGCGGGCACCGCGACGCCCCCGCCGAAUAUCCCGCCGCGCGCGGGCACGCCGUCGUCCCAGCAGGUGACCGGCAUCAAUGUUGGCGCCGGCGCGUCGUCGCCGGCGCCUGGUGUGGGCGGGAUAAGCGCGCAGGCGCCUAGCCCGGCACCGAGCACGCCGCCUGUAAACCUGGACGAGCUGCCGGAAGAGGAGAAGGCGCGCGUGCUGCAGAAGCAUCUCGUGCACCGGGACGAGCGGAACGGAGAGUCGAGCAGUCCCAGGGUGCAGAGGCAGGACAGCGAGGCGUUUCCUGUUGCUUAUCACGCGCCUGGAGCGGACGUCGUGCACGAUAUAUACAAGUGGCAGCAGGGCCAGCAGCGUAUCCAGAACAGACAACGCGCUGUGAGCUUUGCCGGGAGUACCGGAACAGCACCCGAACCUGCGUUUGAACAUAUCCAUCAACCUGGAGGGUUCCGACGGAACUACUUGUUGCUGCACCAGGAGCAGAAUGGCGCUGCGGGAGAUGCGCCGCACGAGGGCCGGAUGCUCAACACCUUUGUCGACUUUUUGUACAUUUACGGCCAUUAUGCCGGUGAAGAUCUGGAGGAAGACGAAGAGGAGGACGAGGAAGCAUUCGACGAGGAAGAGGCGAGGAGACGGGAGGACGUGCCGUUCACGCCUGGCCAGGUCGAGGGCGGCAUCCUGCGCGUAGAACCGCUGCCGUCGACGCUGUCUGUGCGCUUCCCGACGGAGCGCACGCCGUUGUUACCGACGACGCCGACGACGCCCACGCGGAAACAGAGCCGCUCAGCUUCUCGGCGGAGGCGCUUAAGCAGUACCGAACAUGGCGAACACGGUGACGCUACCGUCGGCCAGGCAGUACUCAUGUUGUUGAAAGCGUUCGUCGGCACCGGUGUCUUGUUCCUCGGAAAGGCAUUCUUCAACGGCGGUAUACUGUUCUCAGCAAUCACUAUCUCGGCCGUCUGCUUGAUCUCGCUUUACUCGUUCUUGCUCCUUGUGCAGACCAAGUUCGUUGUGCCCGGCUCAUUCGGUGAUAUCGGCGGCGCAUUGUAUGGCCCAUACAUGCGCUACAUCAUCCUCACCUCCGUCGCUGUCUCUCAGAUUGGUUUCGUGUCCGCAUACACCAUCUUCGUCGCCGAGAACCUCCAAUCGUUCGUCCUGGGCGUGACCAAAUGCGAGAAACUGGUCCCAAUAGCCUAUCUCAUCUUGGUCCAACUCGUAGUCCUCCUCCCACUCGCACUCGUCCGCAACCUCGCCAAGCUCAGCACAACGGCCCUCGUAGCAGACGCCUUCAUCCUCGCCGGCCUCAUCUACGUCUUCGGCUCCGAAUUCAGCCUCAUCGCCGCGCGCGGCAUCGCAAAGGUCGAAUACUUCAACCCCGACUCGUUCCCGCUCUUCAUCGGGACGGCCGUGUUCUCCUUCGAGGGCAUCGGUCUGGUGAUCCCCAUCACCGACGCGAUGCGUGAACCGCGCAAGUUCCCCGCCGUGCUCAGCGGAGUCAUGAUCGGCCUGCUAUUCCUCUUCGGCGGCGCCGGCGCGCUCGCGUACUUGACGUUCGGACCGGAGAUCAAGACUGUGGUCCUCGUCAACCUCAACACCGCCUCGCCCGUAACCCAAGCCGUACAGUUCCUCUACUCCCUCGCCAUCCUCCUCUCCAUCCCGCUCCAGCUCUUCCCCGCCGUCCGCAUCAUCGAGACGGGCAUGUUCACCUCUUCGGGCAAGGCCGACUUCCGCGUCAAGUGGCUCAAGAACGGGUUCCGGUUCGUGAUCACGCUGUUCUGCGCGGCGCUGGCCUGGGCGGGCGCGUCGGAUUUGGACAAGUUCGUCAGUCUGAUUGGGAGCUUUGCGUGUGUGCCGCUGUGCUUUACCUAUCCGGCGAUGUUGCAUUAUAAGGCGUGUGCGAGGACGAGGAAGCAGAAGGCGGCGGAUAUUGCGUUGGGUGUGUUUGGGAUUGUCGCGGCGGCUUAUACGACGGCGCAGACUGUCAUUAUGAUGGCGAAGCCGACGGUUGCUGGACCAGGACCCAUCGCACAGUGUCUGAUGUCACCUUGA